Parnassius apollo (apollo) is the source of this 2490-nucleotide messenger RNA. NCBI's taxonomy places the organism in Eukaryota, Metazoa, Arthropoda, Insecta, Lepidoptera, Papilionidae. The record is from the annotation of a GenBank genome assembly.
AUGGUUGAUAUUCGCGAUAAAAAAUCCCGCAGGUUGGUAGUUGUGUGCGAGCGGGGCGGACGGAUGGGGCUAGUGUUCCCGCUGGAACGCGGCGGGUUGGCGCGGCGCGGCGCUCGCAGCGCGGACUGGGCGCGCGACGCCGCUUGCCUGCGGGCCUGUCUGUCCCACCUGCAUACACUCGCAGGUAACGAAGCCAUCCCUCCAACACCUUCAGAGUCACUGGAAACAGCUCUAUUCUGCCGUUGGGAGAGGCUGAACAAAGAGUCGAAGGGUUCGCUCACAUCGCACAGCUACAGCAAGCGACAACUGCGCUACUUGUGCCGAGUGGCGAGAGAACUCCUCAACUAUAAGAAAUUACUGGUUUAUGAGGACCAAAGCACCUUUCGGGCAAAUCUCAUACAAGCCAUCACUGAACAGUUGGAGCCUAUUGAAGAUCUCAUCCACAUCCUCGCUAUAGCGCUGGACCAAGCCCGAGAUGCAUACAUAAAUAAUUUUCAAGCUAAAACUGUCGGGGAGUUCGAUAGAGAACUGACGGUUUACAGAUCAAAAAAGUGGAACAAACUAAAGGACUACUAUGACGCGUCAUCAGCGUGCCUAAUAGACGCUGUUCGAAGAGACCCAGAACUUAGGAGGGAAGACCUAAAAGAUGAGGCCAAUUUGAUGAAAAACGUUCUUCUGUGGCUUCACAAGGGAGCCAAAGAGGACAAAAAGUACCUGGGUCCAGUUCUCCGACCAUAUUUAGAUGGUCUUUUCAACGUUUCUAUGGAGAAUUCUUGGUUUUUGGAGGACUUCGAUGCGAGUAGAUGUGAAAUGGAGUACGAAGGUCUGGGUGAAUAUUGUAUGGGAGUCCAUAAUGGGGAGAUUGAACCGUGCAUGGGCCUGCUGGAUGCUGCUAAGAAGUUUACCUGGGCAAAGGCCAUGGUCGAUUUCUUGGAAAGAUAUCGUCAUAUUGAGUUUCGUCUGGUGUUCCCCACUGGCGAAGGACUUGCGGUCUCGUACGCUGCGAAGCUGCCUUCCCGUCGGGAACACAGUUCAGCUCGCAUCCUCACGUUAAGCAGGAGGGACAAGGCUGAGGCUAAGAUCAGGCUGGCCACGAGAUGUGUGCUUGGGGCCUUCAAUUCGGCGCUCGUUGGAGACAGAAGACACAUCGGACGCCAUGAGAGUUCAGAAGAAAUCCUUAAGAGUGUCAAAUCUGGAAAUUUCUGGAGAAACAAUACUAAGCCGGACAUCAUCCCGGUCAACUCCCACCAAGACGCGUCAUCUCUUGACAAUAUCCCUAGGGUUGUCAGAAGAUCAAGAAGGAAUAGACCUCCAACGUCCUAUGGAUUUCCCGAAAUUACUAUUAUAGACCAAUCGGAUACGAAGACAUUAAGAAGAAAAUACCAUACUUUAAGGAAUUUAGUGUAUACAGAACCAGUUGAAAAUAUUAAGGAGUUGAAGCGACGGCCGAGGUCCGCUGGGUCUACUGUGAAGAAUAAGGAGGCUAUGAGUAGACCCAGUAUUUUGGAAACACUGGAUUUUAUAAACAGUGUGAAGGAUGCGUUAUAUGUGGAAGAGUCGGGCACAUCUGACGCCGAGGAUGUAGCGUGGUCGUGGUGUGACGAGUGGGUGCUGGGGCACUGCGCGCCGUUGAGCACACUAGCGGCGCGCGGCGGCGGCGCCCUGCACCUGGCGCUAGCCGACCUGGUGCCGGCGCUGCUGCAGCGCGCGCGCUUCACGAUACUACAAGAACUGUGCUCGUUUCUCGGAGAGUCCAGCGAAGGUGCACUGUUCGCUCUCCACCGACUGGCACGAGCGGCUCGUUCUAGAAGUAGCGAGAGGGCUACCAAUUCUUGGAAGCUACCGGAAGCUUCUGUGAUAGAGAAAGAAGCACCCCAGAGAUACAAAUCUCGGCCCCUCGACUACGUGUCUGGCGAUGAGGCGCCACAGCCGCCACCCUUACCCAGGAAUGCGAGCAAAAGUAAGCAGAUAGGUAUCACAGACAACGAAGAACCAGAUACAGAAAAUUUAGAUUUAAAUGCUGAAAACCACACAACAAAUGAAAAUGAAAAUUUACAUAGGGAAAAGAUAAUUGCCAUAGAUGAAAUGUUUGCUAAAGCUUUAGAAUAUUUUGCUAAUACAAACCCAACAGAAAGACAGUUUAUACCAAAGCAGAGGUCAUCAAAGAAAUUGAGUAAAAUAGUUGACUAUGUAAACAAUAUUUUAUUGCCACAAUAUAUCAACAGCGAAAUUGAAUUUAAAACAUUUCAGAAUUUAGUGUACUGUGCAGCAUGGACUUCAGCUAAGCUCAACGGAGCUAAAAUUGAAAUAGCUAUACAAGUUGAUAAUCCGUUAGGACCUGAGAAACAGAAGAAAUAUAAUAAGCCAAAGUGGGAACAAAGAUUAGAAAACAAAGUAAGUGAAUUAAGAGCAAAAAUUGCAAGGCUAACACAAUAUAUUAAUGGAAACCGAGGUCAAAAAAUUAAUCAAACACGUAAAUUCUAUACUUGA